UACCCUUUGAAGGACCUUCAAACAAGAAGGCUAUCUUCAGCGUUUAUUCCCCCAAACAAAGCAAACAGGUUCCUGCCCUUUGGAACGAUGGACUGAUCCUGCAGCUCCCAUUUCGCAAUCCGUUAGCAACCCCUUUUCGGGAAAAUGGCAUGCUGCUUCUUUCUAAUCACCGCUGGUCUCCUAGGAUGGCUGCUCCACGCCGAAUGUGCAGUUUUUGUAAACCGGGAAGAGGCAAACGCUCUUUUGCAGCGGUAUAAAAGGUACAAUACAGGACGGCUGGAGGAGAUGGUCCAGGGAAACCUCGAGCGCGAAUGCUUAGAAGAACAAUGCAGCUUUGAGGAAGCCAGAGAAGUUUUCGAGAAUGAUGAGAAGACAAUGGAAUUUUGGAAGGUAUACCUCGAUGGCGAUCAAUGCUUGUCAAACCCUUGCCAGAACGGAGGCCGGUGUCAGGAUGACGUGAGCAACUACAUAUGCUGGUGUCUGGCAGGUUUCGAAGGCAGGAACUGCGAACUAGAUGCCACCUGCUCCACAAAGAACGGAGGUUGCAAGCAGUUCUGCAAGAACGGCCCAACGGGGAAAGCGGUGUGUUCCUGCGCUCCGGGUUACAGGCUUGAUGACGACCAGAGAGGCUGUGUGCCCACAGUGCCUUUUCCUUGUGGGAGAAUCACAGCUCCAGAGGCUGCCAAGAAAAUCACUCGUUCCCAAAACACGCUAGAUACUUUGAAUUUCAUCAAUAGUACUGAGGAUCAUCUGGAAGAGGAAGCAUCGGAGUCAGACAACACCACACAGAUUGUUGCCAAGACGAGGUCCAAUAUACGAGUGGUUGGUGGCUCGGACAGCUUGAAAGGGGAGGUUCCCUGGCAGGUACACCUGCUCAGCCCUGAGCGGAAAGGCUACUGCGGUGGCUCCAUCCUCAAUGAAAAGUGGAUUGUCACGGCGGCGCACUGCCUCGAAUUCGAGCCCCACAUGAUUGUAGCAGGCGAACACAACGUUGAUGCUUUGGAUCACACGGAACAAUACCGCCGGGUCGUGAGGGUGAUCCUCCACCCCACGUACAACAAGACGAACAAGUACCACAACGACAUUGCCCUUCUGGAGCUUGAAACGCCCCUGGAGUUCAAUCAUUACGUCACCCCCAUAUGCAUCGCUGACAAGGAGUUCACCAACAACCUCCUCAGGCAUGGACUAGGCACCGUCAGCGGCUGGGGGAAGCUGCUUCAUGGCGGGCGCAUGGCCAGCGUCCUUCAAGUCCUACGGGUUCAGUUUAUUGACCGCCCCACCUGCCUGAGAAGCACCAGGUAUCCCAUCACGCGAUACAUGUUCUGCGCAGGACAUCCGACCGAAGCCAGAGACACGUGCCAAGGAGACAGUGGGGGCCCCUACGCCACCGACAUUGAAGGCACCUGGUUUUUGACGGGAAUAACCAGCUGGGGGGAGCAGUGUGGCCAGAAAGGCAAAUAUGGCGUCUACACCCGGGUUUCUCAGUAUCUUAAAUGGAUAAGAGACACCACGAGGCUUAAGUAGGCCGAAAAGCCAACAUCUUGAUUCCCCUCCUUUCCCAAGCUUAAGCCCUAUGGAAGCCCUACAUCACCCCCAUAUGAUGCACAAGAAGAGGGGAAGGCCGUUUAUAGAAGGAAAAGCCCAUGAAAUAAAAACUUAAACCGAACAGACACAUGAUGACUUAAGGCCGCCGUACCUAAGCUUGUGGCUAAGGACCAGAAGAUACUUUCCAGAUGACCCACCCUUGGAAGGUUAAGUUCUCAAGUGUUGAAAGAUGGGUGAGGGUCACAACAGCUGUCCCCAUCUCCUGCAAUUUACAAAGGAGCUUGCUUUCCACGGGUGCUUUGUCAUUCGGACGGGGUGCAAAUAUAACUCUUCAUCCACAGGUGUAAUUGAAGAUCUGCCUCAAUCACAUCUCUGAAACCCCAUCGGAUUUCAACUUCUGUCGACGGUUACCUAUAAAGUACUGAUUGGCCC
This is a messenger RNA of Pogona vitticeps (central bearded dragon), 1977 nucleotides long. RefSeq names its product coagulation factor IX. The record is from RefSeq and is a predicted model, not a curated record. Gene Ontology annotation, molecular function: calcium ion binding; serine-type endopeptidase activity. Gene Ontology annotation, cellular component: extracellular region. Gene Ontology annotation, biological process: zymogen activation; blood coagulation. NCBI's taxonomy places the organism in Eukaryota, Metazoa, Chordata, Lepidosauria, Squamata, Agamidae.